AUGACGGCAACGGAAGCGCAGGAGGCAGCCAAGCCCGGCAAGCUUCAUGGAAGGGCAUUUUACGAGAGCAUUGGAAGCCCCAAAUACAUUGUGGCUCCCAUGGUGGACCAGUCUGAGUUUGCAUGGCGCAUGCUCACGCGAUCCUACAUGCCCGAGUCGGAGCAAUCCAAGCUCCUUGCGUAUACCCCGAUGCUACACGCCCGCCUUUUCUCCCAGGAGGAAAAGUACCGCCGGGGCCAUUUCCAGGCUGUCCGACCUGACGCGUCGGAGCCAUGGCUCGACGGAAACCCUUCCAUGGACCGACCGCUCUUUGUACAAUUCUGCGCCAACGACCCCGACGCGCUCCUCGCCGCCGCCCGCCACGUUGCGCCCUACUGCGACGCUGUCGACCUCAACCUGGGCUGUCCCCAAGGCAUCGCGAGAAAGGGUCACUACGGCGCUUUUCUCCAAGAGGACCAAGACCUCAUCUUUCGCCUCAUCAACAAACUUCACAAGGAACUCUCCAUCCCCGUCACAGCCAAGAUAAGAAUAUUGGAGACGAGGGAAAAGACGUUGGCGUAUGCGCAGAACGUCCUCAAGGCCGGCGCUUCCAUCUUGACGGUGCACGGCCGAAGGCGGGAGCAGAAAGGACACCUGACGGGCCUGGCGGACUGGGAGACGCUCAAGUGGCUUCGGGACAGCCUGCCCCCCGAGACGGUCAUGUUUGCCAACGGCAACAUCCUGCAGGAGGGCGACGUCGAGAAGUGCCUCGAGGCAACGGGCGUUGAUGGAAUCAUGAGCGCAGAGGGAAACCUGAGCGACCCAGCCAUCUUCGCCAAGCCACCGCCCGUGGGCGAGGAGGGACGCGAGUACUGGCGAGGCAAGGACGGCAGGGGCGGCUGGCGGGUCGACGGCAUGACGAGGCGAUAUCUCGACAUAAUUCACAAGUACGCGCUCGGCGAGGAGCCGCCGAAGCGACGGCCCCUCUUCAUGCCCGGGGACGACACGGCCUGGCUCACGGCGGAUGCCGAGCGCGAGGGCGGCGACGGCGACGAGCCGGCCCGCAAGCGGCGCAAGAAGGACGGCCCGCCGCGCAAGGAGGAGGCAAACCCCAACCUCUCGGCCAUGCAGCCGCAUCUAUUCCACCUGCUACGGCACUUUGUCACGCGGCACACCGACGUGCGCGACAUGCUCGCGCGCAGCCGCAAGGACGGCAUCGACGGCUACGAGCGGGUACUCGACGCCGUGGAGCGCAGGGUCGCCGAGGGCUUGCUCGAGUACGAGCGCACCGGCGGGGAGAGCUUCGAGGCGGAGCUGCGCGCGCUGGACGACCCGCCGCCUACCGCCGCGGUGGUCGGUUCCAACGGGGGAGGGGCAGGCGAGGUCCAGGGGUCCGGUGCGGCGGCGGCGGCAGUACCGGAGGCGGAGAGCUCCCGGGGCACGAUCCGGCGGUGCAAGCGGCCGUGGUGGGUCGCGCAGCCCAUCGUGCGGCCGCUGCCGAGCGAGGCGCUGGCCAAGGGGGCGAUUACGCUGAGCAAGAAGAACAAGGCCGCUGGGGUCAAAGAGCCUGGUCCGCAGAACGGCAACGGCAAGGCGGCGUCACAGAAGGCAGAGGCAGAGGCUGCGGCACACGGGAACGGGGACGCCGCCCAGCAGGCAGAGGCGGAGGGGAAGAAGGAGGAGAUUGCAUUGCGAGACGAGCUCGUUGCGGGAUGA
Messenger RNA from Purpureocillium lilacinum, 1695 nucleotides. RefSeq lists its product as uncharacterized. Lineage: Eukaryota; Fungi; Ascomycota; Sordariomycetes; Hypocreales; Ophiocordycipitaceae. Gene Ontology annotation, biological process: tRNA processing. Gene Ontology annotation, molecular function: flavin adenine dinucleotide binding; tRNA dihydrouridine synthase activity. The record is from RefSeq and is a predicted model, not a curated record.